Molecule: messenger RNA, 5459 nt
Organism: Anarrhichthys ocellatus (wolf-eel)
Lineage: Eukaryota; Metazoa; Chordata; Actinopteri; Perciformes; Anarhichadidae
Gene: araf
Product: A-Raf proto-oncogene, serine/threonine kinase
Exons: 16
Coding region: 274-2100 (608 amino acids)
Biological process (GO): protein phosphorylation; MAPK cascade
Cellular component (GO): cytosol; mitochondrion
Molecular function (GO): ATP binding; MAP kinase kinase kinase activity
Source: RefSeq, a predicted model, not a curated record
UGCCGCCACCCACUGAGCGUCAUGGACGUUACUGUGUGCGUGCUGUUCUUUUCCUCACGCAGCUAAGAAUCAACCAAUGAAGAAGAAGCAUUUCGGAGGUUUUCCGCUUUCCCCGAAGUUCUUGACAGAUCCGACUUCAGCUUGAAAUAAUUCAAGAUGGCUGCUACAGGAAACUAGGAAAGGGCUAACUCUUCUGGAUUCCACUGUGCAUGAAGCUCUCCUGAGGUUGUGGCGUCUCAGUGCUCCGUGUCCCAGCUCCUCCUGCCUCUCAUCAUGUCCUCCACCUCCUCCUCCUACUCCUCCUCGGGGGAGACUAGUCCGGAGGAUGUACCCCGAGGUGGGGGCACCAUCCGAGUCUACCUCCCCAACAAACAGAGGACAGUGGUGAAUGUUCGCCAAGGACAGACCGUGUAUGAGAGUCUCGAUAAAGCGCUCAAAGUGAGAGGCCUGAGCCAAGACUGUUGUGCUGUAUUUCGCCUUCUAGAAGGUCGUAAGAGGCUGACUGAUUGGGACACAGACAUCACUCCUCUGGUUGGAGAGGAGCUGUUAGUCGAGGUCCUGGAUGAUAUUCCCCUCACCAUGCACAACUUUGUACGGAAAACCUUCUUCAAACUGGCCUACUGUGAUUUUUGCCACAAGUUUCUUUUUAACGGCUUCAGAUGUCAGACAUGCGGCUACAAAUUCCACCAGCACUGCAGUAGCAAGGUCCCUACUGUGUGCGUGGACAUGGAUACGGUGACCAAACGGGUUGAUACUCAUUCCUGCACAGAUGAGUACCCACGGAUACUAUUGCCAGAAAAUUCCCCAUCGCAGAGCAACCUAGCCUUAACCCCAGAGCCUGCUGGGAUGGACCUCCUGUCCCCGACCUCAGCUUUUCGCUUCCCCAUGCCGAGUGGAGAUGGCCAGUCUCUACAGAGGCAUCGCUCCACCUCCACUCCCAAUGUCCAUAUGGUCAGCACGGUGGGCCCCGCUGGUACCAGCAUCAUAGAGGAAGCACUAAAAUUCAACAACACAAUGGGUCCUGAACCCUCACCAAAACCCUCCACCAGCCCCCCGUCUUCUCUCGGCUCUCCGGGGAGGAGACCGCCAAAGUCUCCCUCAGAGCACAAGGAGCGCAAGCCUUCCUCGUCCGACAACAAGAAAGUGCACCGAGGGGGCUACAGAGACUCGAGUUACUACUGGGAGGUCCACUCUCGAGAAGUCACCAUUCAGAAGAGAAUAGGUGCCGGCUCCUUUGGAACAGUCUUCAAGGGCAAGUGGCACGGAGACGUGGCAAUCAAGAUCCUUAAGGUCACCGAGCCGACCCCGGAACAGCUGCAGGCCUUCAAGAACGAGAUGCAGGUGUUACGGAAGACCCGCCACGUCAACAUCCUGCUGUUCAUGGGCUACAUGACGAAGCCCAACUUUGCCAUCAUCACACAGUGGUGUGAAGGCAGCAGCUUGUACCGCCAUCUGCACGUCACAGAAACCAAGUUUGACACGAUGCGGCGCAUUGAUGUGGCCAGACAGACGGCACAGGGCAUGGAUUAUCUUCAUGCGAAGAACAUAAUUCAUCGAGACCUGAAAUCAAACAAUAUUUUUCUCCACGAGGGCUGGACUGUGAAGAUCGGUGACUUCGGCUUGGCCACGGUGAAGUCUCGGUGGAGCGGCUCUCAGCAGGUGGAACAGCCCAGCGGAUCCAUUCUGUGGAUGGCUCCUGAAGUGAUCCGAAUGCAGGACAGCAACCCGUACACGUUCCAGUCCGAUGUGUACGGCUACGGAGUCGUGCUGUUUGAGCUGAUGUCGGGGACUCUGCCUUACUCCAAUAUCAACAACAGAGACCAGAUAAUCUUCAUGGUUGGACGUGGUUACUUGUCUCCAGACCUCAGUAAGAUGUAUAGUACCUCACCCAAGUCAAUGAAAAGGCUCAUCAUUGACUGUCAGAAGUUCAUACGGGACGAGAGGCCUCUGUUUCCACAGAUCCUCGUGUCCAUCGAGCAGGUUCAAGACCUGCUGCCAAAAAUCGAGCGGAGUCGCUCGGAGCCGUCACUCCAUCGGGCCGUCCAUGCCGAGGACCUGAACCCCCUUCUGUUCCACACCACCAGGCUGAUGCCCCUCUAGGCUUCGCACAGCAGGGGCAGAGAGGUCUUCUCCCUGAAGAGAAGCCCGCAGCAUUCCCGUGCCACAGGGGGGCCACAGGCCCACUGUCCUGGCAGACCACGACCCCGCCCACUCCCCGCAGCGCUCAGUAACUGUAGAAAUAACUGUACGACAUUUAGUCUGAUCAUGAAUCAUAGAGACAGAGAUCUGCUCGUUAGGUGAAAUACUUGUCUCCUGUUUCUAGAAGGAUGUUAAAAUGCCUUUGAUCGUUACGCACUCUGACCUGCUCCGAGGUGUUUUCACUUGUUUUGAGGAAAAGGUUAAAACUGAUGUUUUGCACAUAGCCUGCAAAAUUGUGUUGCUCAUUUUCAGCAGUAGAAUAGUCUGUCAGUCCAUUUGAGGAGCACUGUAAUCAUAGCCAAAAUAUUUAAAUCCGUUCAACAGCCAUAAUGCUGGAGCGUCUGGUUCAGGUCACCUGAUCAGCUUACAUGUUGCAGAUGCUCACUCGUCAUGAGCCCCUUCAGUGCGUGUGAUGGGACAUCUCGCAUGUGAAGCUGGUGAUUUAGUCUGGAUGGGCACCUCCACUCGUCUCUGCUAAUAUUUCCCAGCUAUAAUUAGUUUUACUGAAGCACAACACGUCAACGUUGGAGUUCCCUUGUUCCCUUGGUGAAAGCUCCUCUGCACACUAGGGCUGUAUCGAGGCUUCAGUCAUAAUGUAGACGUUGGAAUUGGAAUGCUUGUUACAGCAAAUCACAAUGACUCGUCAUUGUGAUUCCAAAAUAAAAGAUCUCAAGAUUUUCCCAAGUAUUUUAUUUUUGCCAGUUCAGAGAAAACCCCUUAAUGCAUCACAGGCCACCAACACCCAGCAGAACAUUAACAAUCAGUUCUGAUGCAGAUCAGAAACAUGUAUAUAGUGUAUGAAGAGGCUUCAGGUUAAGGGCUCUCAGUAGCACUGCUCAAUCUACAGAAACUACUUUAACAUUUAAAUCUGUUGGUUAACACAGCACACCGUCAACUGCAAGGUACUCCCAACGCUUUGUACUCCACUCAUUCCUCUCUAGACUCUUACCACAAUGUCAUCAGGCUCCAGAUCACAGGGUUGCACACACACACACACUUAUAUAUGUAUAUACAUUUAUUUUCAGCCUAGUGUGUAAUUGACAGCCCACAGUGAGUUGUAGUCUUAAUGUAAGUGGUUAGUUGUAUUGCUGCUACACAUAGUGUGUUUUCUGUUCACUUUAUUGCUACCGCUCAGAGAUGAGACAGACAGACGGACUGUCCCACGGCACGCAGCUCAGCAGCAGUCCAGUCUUCCUGCUGUCAAACACUACACUGUGGAUUAGCCACCGAGUGAUAGUUCACAGUUCCAUGCCCACACACACACACAUUCAUCUGGUACUGUAGCAGCUGGGGAUGCAUGAACACUGUGAGCUACUCCAGUCCAGAGGCCUGUGUGAGAAGUGUGAUUACUUCUUCAGGCUGCUCCCAAUGAACUGGAAUGUGUGUGGAGGUGGAACAUGAUAAAAACUGUCUGACUUCCCCAGAAUCCGGGGUCCGAGUUUCAGAAGCUCUAGAUGAGUGGGCAGGCUUUUGGUUUGACACAUAAUGAAGCAAAUCAUUCAUUUGGUUCUGUGUUCAUGUGCUCAUGCAGCUAGCUGGUAGGUUGAGCAGCAUGAGUGAGUCUGUGUUUAGCAUCAACUCCAGUGAGUAAUGCGAGCCUUGUCUCAUGGUUGGAUUUCAGAUGUCUUGUUCUGUAGAGGACUUGCUGUCAUUGUUAACUUCAACAUGUGUUAUCUGGCAGGCCGAGCUGUUCAGGAAGCUUAGUUAGAUUAGUAAAGGAAGGUACGUGGAUGCGUAUGGCUUUAGUUUUAAGACAGUGUUCUUGUCCGUCUGUAUACUGCUCGUCUUUCCUGCUUCACCUCUGCAGGAGCAUGAAAGGACAAAGCGUGACCUGGUGAUCUCUGGCUGAGGCCUGUAACUAGCUGCUGUUACCUCAUGACUUACGUGGUGAAUGGACUCAGUGAGGCAGACACUUCAUUCAUCCCAUGCUCAGGUGAACACUGCUUCAGUGGAUGUAGGUUCACUUCAGAUUGAAGGCAGAGAACAAGCUGCCUUGUGUAACAAUCAGCUGUGGUUAAAAGAACGGCCCCAGCUGCAUGAAGAGCUCCUGAGUACUGACGGUGGCGCUCUGCUCUGUGAGCACAGGUUGACGUUGAGCAGGGGUCAGGGGUCAGCCAACACUGCUCUGGCCCUCAGGCUGCUGGAGGACAGGGACACAGUCCUUUAUGAAGCACUGCUCCUGUUCAGAACAGAACCAAUCAUGGGAUUUAAUUCAUCACAGCGAGUAAAGAGUAGUUGUGUUUUAUUUUAAUUUAUUUUAUUUCAUGGAUUACAAACUGAUCCAAAGUGGACUUGGCAGAGACUCGGUGCUGGUCUCCUUUACUUGAACCAGCUGCUUCCUCUGAUCUGUGACGCUAGUGGAAGGUUCUAGACUUCCUGGCCGCUUUUCUCUGGUCUAGGUUUUUGGUUUCUUAUAAUAUUGACAUAACUGAAGUCAGAUUGUUAUUGCUCUCCGGUUGAGAACAGGUUCCUGUCUGAUGGGCAGUUCAUUCUCCUGUGCUGGUGUCCAGCAUUAAACUCCACUUGGUCCACAGCAGCAGCUAGAUGGUACUCUGUGUUCCUCUGUUCAUCAGAACCUCCUCUUGGCCUGAUGUGUUUGGUGUAAACGGCUGCAGAGUGAAGGCAGAGCGACCUCUCUUCACAUCGUCUGGACUCUUUCAGGGUUUUUAUCGGCUCGUUGCAGCUCGUGCACAUUUUAUUCUCGAUUGUUAAUGUUUCCAGAGCUCUUCUUCCUGGAUUUAGGACUAACGCGCUUCUUCUCCUCAUGAAUGUAGGUCGCCUGCUAGUUCCUUCAACAGUGGUUCUUACUUUUUUAGGAUGUGAUCAAUAGAGUUCACUGCUUCCUGGCGGAGUUGGUAAUCAUGGAAGUAUUUGCUGAGUGUACUACUGAGUCGUCUGGUUUUUAGUGUCACACUUGUACGUGGACUAGCAGCAGCUGUGAGGGUGGUGUCUGGUGUUCUGUGAACUGGCCUCGCUUCUCUCAAUAUCGUAUGUGUCCGUUAUCAAUGAACUGACAGCAGAUCAGACAUUUAUGUUUCAAUGUUGUGAAGAUAGGGGCUGGGUACCCUUACUGUUCUUACUCAUUCCAGUUCUAUCGGGGGUCGUGGUUUUACCGGCGGGGUCAGGGUUUUGUGAACCAGGGUUGGGAGAGACUUUGUUUCUGUCUUUCUCUUAUUUAUUGAUGUCUUUGCAGAUGUUUACAGAGAGACAUCACUCUGCAACAUUCAGGUUGUGUCCGGGCUCUCCCUCUCUCUCUCUCU